Messenger RNA from Vigna angularis (adzuki bean), 1206 nucleotides. RefSeq names its product protein MAIN-LIKE 1-like. The transcript is spliced from 2 exons. Gene Ontology annotation, biological process: meristem development; meristem maintenance. The record is from RefSeq and is a predicted model, not a curated record. Bases 1 to 1206 code for a protein of 401 amino acids. NCBI's taxonomy places the organism in Eukaryota, Viridiplantae, Streptophyta, Magnoliopsida, Fabales, Fabaceae.
AUGGUAAGAACACGCGGUGCAUCUUAUACUUCUCGUGAAGAGAGUUCUCGAGGGGAGAGUUCUGCGCAGGGCGAAGCUAGGAGACGACCUACAGCUUCGGCUCGAAGAAGGCGUGCAGCUCCUAUUCAUGAUGACCCUAUUGCUAAGGAUCGAGCGUUUGAGGAGGAGGCAUAUCAGGCCUAUGGGGGUGAUGUUCAGGAGGAGGCCUAUGAGGGUGAUGUUCAGGAGGAGGCAUUUCAGGCACCUGACCACGAUGAUGAUGAGGAGGAGCAUGCGGAUGUUGGUGACAUAGAAGAGGAUAUCGGUGGAUUUCCUGGAGGUCCACGUGAUGCUUCAUUGCUGACGCAUUAUGUUCAGCAUGUUGCUUAUGGUAUUUCGCAAGGUCGGGAUCGAGGGGACAUGUUGAAGUUGAUCUCGCACGGUAAAAAAGUUAAUAAGUUAGGACCGCGCGCCGAGGGAAUUCAACACAUUGUGUUGAAUUCCUCUUUGAUGCCUCUCAUAGAGAUUUGCUAUGAUUAUGGUGAUAAGGGCUUGUUGCUUGGUUUCAUAGAGAGAUGGCAUUUUGAAACGAGUAGUUUCCUUCUCCCUGUAGGGGUGAUGUCGAUCACCCUUGACGAUGUGUCGACUUUACUUCACCUCCCGGUGAUGGGUCAGUUAUGUGGUUUGGAGGAGCUGGAGUUUGAGGAGGCUCGUUCAGCUCUUGUGGAUCUACUCGGCGUUGAUGGUGGCACAGCUGGUGCUGAGAUGGAGGAUGGACGUGGUCCGAAAGUCAGACUCAGCUGGCUGAGAGAGAUAUAUGGUCAGAGGUGUCAGUCGCAGCAUUGGGACUAUGCUGCUAGAGCAUAUUUGUUGCAUCUAGUAGGAUGCACGAUUUUUGCAAAUAAUAGUGCCACUUCUAUACGCGUGUCAUACUUACUAUUAUUUAGAGAUGUACACGCGUGUGACAGAUAUGCCUGGGGCGUUGCUGCACUCGCCCAUUUGUACGAGCAGCUCGGGGAUGCGAGUAUGGCUUCCACGAGACAGAUGGCUGGAUAUCUGACUCUGUUUCAGGUACACACAUAUACCUUGCACAUUUACUUUCGCAUCGAGUUUGUAUUUCCGAUAUUUCCCCCCUCUUUCACAUCCAAGUAUGACGAAAGUUUUUCUUCCCCGCACACCAGUAGCUAUGUCGAUCUCACUAUUACCACAACAAACCCUAAAUCAUAA